AUGACCGACGUGCAAGAUGGCUCGCCAUUGAGCCCGACCACACUCAAGAAUUCUAUCCCAGCCAGCAACACUCUCGGCCCUGUCGAAGGUAACGUCCAGCGAGCACAUUAUUCGCCGCCAUGGGCAGACACCUCCAUCAUUGGGAUUGCUGGCUCGUCUGGCUCGGGGAAGACUUCACUCUCACAUGCUAUCAUCAAGGAGCUUAGUCUGCCAUGGGUUGUCAUACUAUCUAUGGAUAGCUUCUAUAAACCUUUGACAACCAAGGAGUCUGCUGCAGCUUUCCGGAACGAGUAUGAUUUCGAUGCUCCAGAGGCUAUAGACUUUGACGUCCUAGUCGAAAGACUUCGGGAUAUCAAGUCUGGGCAGAAGGCUAACAUACCAGUCUACUCUUUCGAGAAGCAUGCCCGGCUAGAACGCUCAACGACAAUCUACUCUCCGCAUGUACUCAUUCUGGAAGGCAUCUUCGCGUUGCAUGACCAACGAGUCCUGGAUAUGCUGGACAUGAAGAUCUUCGCCGAGGCAGAUGCCGACUUAUGCCUAUCUCGCAGACUGCUCCGUGAUGUCCGUGAGCGAGGACGAGACAUCGAAGGCUGCGUAAAGCAGUGGUUCAGCUUCGUCAAGCCCAACUUCCACAAAUACGUGGAGCCGCAGCGGAACGUCGCAGAUAUCAUCGUGCCGAGAGGUACAGAGAACAAGGUUGCUAUCAGCAUGGUCUCUGAUCGCAUACACAAGACGCUCAAGGAGAAGUCGAAGAUGCAUCAACUCGACUUGAAGCGUCUGGGGCAGACCUCAAAGGACGACCCGCUUUCGCCCAAUGUCACAAUCAUAGAGCACACCAACCAAGUACGAGGCAUCAACACACUACUCAUGUGUCCAGAAACAGAUCGCGAGGACUUCAUCUUCUACUUCGAUCGACUGGUGGUGACGCUUGUCGAGCGAGCCUGCAAUGCGGGUCUUUGCUUCAAGUCAUGCACAGUCUCGACGCCUGUUCCCGAGGAGAAGUAUAACGGCCUCUGCCUGGAUGGCGAAGUCUCUGCCGUCGUGAUCUUGCGAGGCGGCUCCUGCCUGGAGACAGGGCUCAAGCGAGUCAUACCAGAUUGCCGCACUGGUCGAAUGCUCAUCCAGACCAAUUUUCGGUCUGGAGAGCCGGAGCUACAUUUCUUCAAAUUGGCGUCUGACUUGAAUGAGCAUAGAAGCGUGUUUCUCAUGGAUCCGCAGAUGAGCUCUGGUGGUGCUGCAUUGAUGGCAGUGAGAGUGCUUUUGGAUCAUGGUGUGAAGGAGGAGAGGAUAGUGUUUGUGACAUAUAUGGCGGGACGGAUAGGUUUGAAUAGGUUGAUGAGUGUGUUCCCGGAGAUCAAGGUCGUGGUCUGCCGAGUUAUAGGAGAUCAUGAGUUGCGGUGGGUGGAGAAGAGGUAUCUUGGCUGCUGA
Messenger RNA from Recurvomyces mirabilis, 1428 nucleotides. RefSeq names its product Uridine kinase (gene URK1). Gene Ontology annotation, cellular component: cytoplasm. Gene Ontology annotation, biological process: pyrimidine-containing compound salvage. The coding region runs from base 1 to 1428 and encodes 475 amino acids. Gene Ontology annotation, molecular function: uridine kinase activity; ATP binding; ATP hydrolysis activity. The transcript has 5 exons. The record is from RefSeq and is a predicted model, not a curated record. NCBI's taxonomy places the organism in Eukaryota, Fungi, Ascomycota, Dothideomycetes, Mycosphaerellales, Teratosphaeriaceae.